Molecule: messenger RNA, 837 nt
Organism: Eimeria tenella
Lineage: Eukaryota; Apicomplexa; Conoidasida; Eucoccidiorida; Eimeriidae
Exons: 1
Coding region: 1-837 (278 amino acids)
Biological process (GO): dolichol-linked oligosaccharide biosynthetic process
Molecular function (GO): hexosyltransferase activity
Source: RefSeq, a predicted model, not a curated record
AUGCUGGGCCCAAGCGCUGGUUCACCCGCUGGAGAAACAACAAACGGAUCUCCUGGGGCCUCCACUACAGCAGCAGCUGCUGCAGUCUGCGGGGAAGCAAGCAAAGCAUCAGAGAACCUCCGUGUGAAGGGGGGCCUUCAUGUUCUGGUCACGGUUGGAACCACUUCGUUCGAUGACCUGGUGAAGGCUGUGGAUUCUGAUGCAUUCUUAGAUGUGCUUAAGAGUCUAGGAAAAGUCUCUUUGACAGUGCAAUUAGGUCGGGGGCAGUAUAUGCCUUUCGGGAUAUCUGCAGAAGAUCCGGAUUUGACUGGUGUUGGGGUGUGGGCACACCGGCAGGGUCUGCAGUGCGUGCGGGUGGUGCGCUACAUCCACGGUCUUUCACUUCUCUUGCCUUCCUUCGACCUCGUCGUGUCUCACUGUGGGGCAGGAACGCUUCUCGGUGCUCUGCGGGCGUCCCGGCGGGUUGUGGCUUGUGUCAAUCAAAACCUGCAGCAGAACCACCAACUAGAGCUGGCUAGUGUUCUGGCUGGGGCUAAUCACUGUGUAGCAGUAUUCGACCUCAAAGUGCUGCCGCAGAAGACGGUAGAAGCGUGGAGAAGGCCUUUUUACACCGAAGCAAGAGAAGUGAUAGCAGCAGUAGCAGAGGAAGAAGAAAGGGCAUCGAAGGAGAGGCAGCAGCACGAGCGGCCGCUGCUACCUCUGCCUUCCCCGAAUGUCCAUCGCUUCGUUGAAAUUAUGAAUGAAGAAAUCGAGGAAGGAAUGGAGACGGAAGAAACAGUGGAAGUGCCAUAUAAGAUGUACUCGGAGGCCACACAGGUCAACAGAGACGAAUAUUGA